This is a messenger RNA of Penicillium argentinense, 501 nucleotides long. RefSeq lists its product as uncharacterized. The coding region runs from base 1 to 501 and encodes 166 amino acids. The record is from RefSeq and is a predicted model, not a curated record. The transcript has 2 exons. Lineage: Eukaryota; Fungi; Ascomycota; Eurotiomycetes; Eurotiales; Aspergillaceae.
AUGACCGAAUCCCGAGCCAUAGAAGUGAGCUUCUAUGAAUCGGUAUGGGGAAAUGAGGGCUCGCUGAGAGACUUCACUGCUUUAAAGCGCCUAUCCCUGUCCAUCAACUUCCUGCUGUACUUUACAACAGAAGUCAAGAGCGGUCUGGGCGAGUUCGGGGAGGAUGAGAAGAAUCUGACACGCAACGUCUCGGUGGGGGGCAUGUCUCGACAGCACGCGGACUGGGACGAGCAGGUUGAUGCCCUGAUAGCAGCCAUCGAAGAAGGGAUAUUCCCACACCUCAAGGAGGUCACUGGGGUCGACAGAAAGAUCCCGAGCUCGAUACAUGGCACCCAUCAAGAUCGAUACGCGACCAUUUGGUCUCUUAGUGAGAAUGGAUAUGAGACAGAUGGUGUCAUCGAGGCCCGAGAGCGUGGGGACGUGGACUACACAACGGGCGAGAAGGCCUUUUCCAAACACAUGAAUAGUGACAUAUUUUCUUCCGCCAAUGAGCCCAAAUGA